Messenger RNA from Didymodactylos carnosus, 1392 nucleotides. The record is from the annotation of a GenBank genome assembly. NCBI's taxonomy places the organism in Eukaryota, Metazoa, Rotifera, Eurotatoria, Philodinida, Philodinidae.
AUGACAGUAAAUGAUAUUAUUGUAGUAGCAAAAUUUGAUUAUCGUGCUCAAGAACAACGUGAAUUAACAAUAAAAAAACAUGAACGAUUAUUAUUAUUAGAUGAUUCGAAUCAAUGGUGGAAAGUAAAACGAAUCGAAACAGAAGAAAAUGGUUAUAUCCCGUCCAAUUAUGCUCGUCGUGAAAAGCGUUCAUUAUUAGAUAAAAUUAUCUCAAAACGAUCAAAAAAACCGUUUGUACAUGGAAAUAUUCAUCAAUCACCAAAUGCCAGCGUUCUUUUGUCUGAUCGUAUAUUAUCUGUUGCUCAAGUAAAAUUUAAUUAUGACGCCGAAAGUGAGGAUGAAAUUAGUCUGUCCAAAGGUGUAUGGGUAAAUGUUUUACAAAAAAAAACUGAUGGUUGGUGGUUUGUUCAAUAUGAUCAACAACGGGGAUGGUAUCCAUCAACGUAUCUAACAGAAACUUCUACAGAUAGUUGUAAUGGUUUAUCUUUGUUGAAUCAAAUUCAACAAUCAUCAAAUUUGACAAAUAUUAAUUCACCAUCAUCGUCAUCAAACGGUUUAUCUAGUUCAAGCAGUGCCAAUUCGAAUAUGGCAAUAAUCGACGAACAUACGACUAAUCAUCAUCAUUUUAGCAAUGAUCAUCGACAUAAUUCACAUCCGAACAAUAAUACGAAUAAUAAUAGUAAUGCGAUAGCGAACGAUUAUACUUUCGUUAUUAAACCGUCUAAAAUAAAUCAUUCUUACGCACAUUCCGACGGCACACUUGAUUCAUGUUGUUUAUGUAAUCAAGGAAAUGAACAAUCAACAACACUAGUCACAACUAUAACAUCGACAAAAAAAAAUGGACAACAAAAAAAUAGUUCAUGGUGUGCCCUGUUACAUCAUACAAAUAGUGAAUCAACAACAAAUAAUCCGUUAAUAAGUGCAAAUUCUCUAGGUAGUGAUCAAGGUAGUUCGGCCGUCUCAUCACUAACAAAUGGAAGUGAUCCAAUGCACUCGUUAGAUGGUGUAUUACAAUCAUUAACAUUAAAGCCAAAUCAGAAUCAUCGUCAACAUAACAACAAUAAUAGUGAGUCUAUACAUACCGAAGAGUUAUGGUACUAUGGAAUGAUUGGACGAGAAGAUGCAGAAAAAUUAUUGAAAACACAUGGAAGUGAUGGUGAUUUUUUGAUACGUGACAGUGAAAGAAGGGCUGGCAAUUAUUCAUUAAGCUUAAAAGCUGACGAUCGUAUAAGACAUUUUCGUAUUGAAAAUUUAGACAAUCGUUUUGUUAUUGGUAAACGUUCAUUUUUAACAUUACAAGAAUUAAUUGAACAUUAUAAAUCUCAUCCAAUUUACGAUGGUGAAGGAAUUAAAUUAUAUUUGUGUAAACCAUUAAAUGUUGCUGUUGAUUGA